Caretta caretta (loggerhead turtle) is the source of this 497-nucleotide messenger RNA. RefSeq names its product NADH:ubiquinone oxidoreductase subunit A3 (gene NDUFA3). Gene Ontology annotation, cellular component: respiratory chain complex I; mitochondrial inner membrane. NCBI's taxonomy places the organism in Eukaryota, Metazoa, Chordata, Testudines, Cheloniidae. The record is from RefSeq and is a predicted model, not a curated record.
GGGGGCGGGCGGGGCCAGCGGCCCCGCACUACAAGUCCCAGGCUGCCCGGCCCGGCCCGGCCCGCGGUUUCCUUCCUGUGCGGCGGGAGCGAAGAUGGCGGCGUUGAGCAAGAUCGGCGCCUUCCUGAAGGACAUCUGGGCCAAGGAACCCGUCAUCACCGUCUCCUUCGCCAUCGGCAUCCUGGCCACGGUGGCGCCCCUGCUCAGCCCCUACACGAAGUUCUCCGGCAUGAUCAACCGAGCGACGCCCUACGUCUACCCAGUGCCCGUGCGAGAUGACGGCAAGAUGCCCAACAUCCCCUCCCACCCCUGUGAUAAGGAGGGGCCCAGCUUGGACUGGCUGAAGAAGCUGUGACAUGGCCGGGGCCCUGACGUGCUGGCUGCAGAGGGAGCCUUCCCCCUGGGCUGGGUCAGCGCACUGCCCCCUGCUGGCUACAGGGGGGUGUGGUUCUCUCCGCCUCCCCCCAUGGAUGUAAUAAAGGUUUUGACUUAAGGAA